CCACCAAAUAAGAAAAGACAAGGGACGUUUGACAGGCGCUGUCCUUACAGUCGUUUUAGGUUAAAAAUCUCUUAUCAUCCGGUUAUUUACUGCGUGUAUACGAGUUUAUUUUAUAUUGAAACUAUUUUAGGGUAUAUUAUCUAACAUAAAUAUUGUCAAAUUAAUCAGCAGAAGAUAACGGAAGACGAAAGAAUUUCGUAUGUGUCUCCAUCCCGGAAUCGCUGCUGCGUUGUAACUAAGCUAACGCUAGCUAGCAUUAGCGGCACCGGGGCCCGAACCAACAACUUCCUCUCUGUUGAAGACGUUCUGUUUGACAUCUUUUCGAGUUAAACUGAAGAGUGAUGGCGUGCGGAGCUACUCUGAAAAGGACUCUGGACUUUGAUCCAUUAAUGAGCCAGGCUUCUCCUAAAAGGAGGAGAUGUGCGCCGGUCAUGUCGCCGGUGUCUUCGCCCCAGAAAUAUCUGCGUAUGGAACCGUCGCCUUUUGGGGAUGUCUCGUCCAGACUCACCACAGAGCAAAUCCUGCACAACAUAAAACAGGAGUACAAGCGUCUACAGAAACGUCGACACCUGGACGUUACCUUCCAGCAGGCAGAGGGCUGCUGUCCCGUGGAUCUGCAGAACAUUCAGGCCGGACCCCCACUUCCAGGCACGUCUUCAGGUGCCUCGUCUCCCUCCAGGAAAGAACAGCCGUUAUUCUCCCUCCGACAGGUUGGGAUGAUCUGCGAGCGACUACUGAAGGAGCGAGAGGAGAAAAUCCGCGAGGAAUACGAUGAGAUACUGACGACAAAGCUCGCUGAACAAUAUGAUGCUUUUGUCAAGUUCACACAUGAUCAGCUAAUGCGAAGGUUUGGAGAGCAGCCUGCUAGUUAUGUUUCCUGAGUUCUGCUGUUUGUCUUUUGGGAUGAACUCUUUGCUGCAAGCUACUCCAGGGACUCAACAGUUCUGAUCAGACCCCCCUUCCCCAAGCUGUGCCAUAUUGCCUCUAUGUGCACUCACUGCCUCAGGCAUCAGUGGCAUCAACAUUUGCCUGUUUCUCCUAGAGUUAGGAGGGUUUCCUGCUGCGACUCAUCUCUGAGACUCCACCAGUGGCCUCUUGACUGUCGUCUUCAUAUUUAUUUGACUUUAUUCUGAUGCCUUCGUAAAAGACUUAACUACCGUCACACGUUUGGCCUUUUGAUUUGACUUUAUUUUAGUUAUGUUCGUUCUACUGUGCUUCUAUGUUUGUACUUGCGAAAAAGGGAUUGGACGUUAAUGAGUGAACGAAGUCAACAUCCAGACUGGACUUUUGUUUUAAUCGUGUAAACUACCUAUGACUGCUUUUAGAUUUGUACAUUUGUAUACACUGUAUUUCUUUUUAUUUUGGCUUGAUUUCUGUUCACUAUACCAAAAUGUUAAGUUUGCUGUGGGUUUCAAGGGGUUUUCAUUCAUAUAAUACAAAUAAAUAAAAGUCUU
Molecule: messenger RNA, 1454 nt
Organism: Nematolebias whitei (Rio pearlfish)
Lineage: Eukaryota; Metazoa; Chordata; Actinopteri; Cyprinodontiformes; Rivulidae
Gene: akirin2
Product: akirin 2
Exons: 5
Coding region: 342-881 (179 amino acids)
Biological process (GO): positive regulation of innate immune response; positive regulation of transcription by RNA polymerase II
Cellular component (GO): chromatin; nucleus
Molecular function (GO): transcription coregulator activity
Source: RefSeq, a predicted model, not a curated record